This is a messenger RNA of Staurois parvus, 420 nucleotides long. The record is from the annotation of a GenBank genome assembly. Lineage: Eukaryota; Metazoa; Chordata; Amphibia; Anura; Ranidae.
AUCCAUUCCAGACAACACUGAUCAUCAGGGCACUGAUGAUCAGUGUGCCCUGAUGAUAAGUGUGGCCACCAGUCAGUGUCCAUCAGUGCCAGCUGUUAGUGCUAAACAGUGCCACGUGCCAGUGCCCAUCAAUGCCACAUACAGUCAGUGCCCAUCUGAGCUGCCUUUCAGUGUCACCCAUCAGUGCCAGUCAGUGCCACCUAUCAAUGCCAAUCAGUGCCGCCUAUCAGUGCCUGUCAGUGCCGCCUAACAGUGCUGCCUUUCAGUGCCCAUCAGUGAUGCCUGUCAACGCCCAUCAGUGCCACCUACCAGUGCCUCCUCAUCAGUGCCCAUCAGUGCCACCUAUCAGUGUCCAUCAGUGCAGCCUCAUUAGCGCACAUCAGUAAAGGAGAAAAAUCACUUAUUUACAAAAUUUUAUAA